AUGGACAGCGAGAUUCCUCUCCCACCGCCACGGCGAAUCCGGCACCGCUCGCCAGCGACCACGAACCCCUCAACAGGCAUAGCAGUUUCCUCGGUCCAGCGCGCGCAGCAAUUGUCUCGCUUCGAUGACCGCUCUAGCCAGCCAUCUAGUGAUCCUGCGCUCUUCUCCAGUGACGAUAUUCCAGCUUCCGGGCUGGAGAACUACCAUGCGACAGUGUCAGGCGCGGGCCGGAAACGUCGGUAUCGCGGGACCUGGUGGGGGGAACAGGUGCUAGAUCCGAAGCGGAAACGGGCGGACUUUAAGGAUAAGAGAAACGUCGACAGUGGUGUGUGGAUGGGAAGUGAUGAGUCUGGUGCUGACUCGCUUUUGCCGUCGGAGGAUGGCUCGGCGUGGGGGGAAGACUUGCGCAAGUCUGUGCUUGAUCCUAGAAAAUCUGGCUCUACACCUUUCCUUGUCGAGGCGGAGAGCAUACCUGCGCACACUCGUGUUGUGUUUAAAAGUCCUGAAGAGUCCGAGGCCCAUCGGUUUGCGCGGGAGGUUGUCAGCGAUUGCCUUGAUAAGGGACACGAGAGCAUUGAUCUAGGCGACUUCCAUCUGAAAACGAUACCAUCCGGUCUUCUGCGACCUCUACAACACCUGACGAAGCUUCCAUCAGUCAAGGAAGCCCCAGUCUCAGAGAACGUCUUCACAUCUCUGCAGUCAUCCCUUCACAUAUAUCUCCCCAACAAUUCCCUAUCAACCCUACACAACGAUCUCUUCGAGCUCAACAACCUCAAAGUCCUCAGCUUGCGCAACAACAGGUUGACCGAAAUCCCAUCUAAAAUCCGCAGACUGGCAGCACUGGAAGUCCUAAACCUUUCAGUCAACCAAUUGACCUACCUUCCCUGGGAGAUUCUCAAACUCACGCAGCAAGGUGAACUAAAACACCUGAUCGUACGCCCGAAUCCAUUCAUCCAAAUCGAAGAAGCGCAGAUCGCAGAAUGGCACUACAAAUCGAACUAUAAAAAGGAAGCAGAGAACGACGAGGAUUCAGAGAAUGAUGAGGAUUCAUCUCUUCCACUCCAAUUCCAAGAACAGGAAUCUUCUCUCAACGAGGGCUGGACCCCUAUCUACGUCGCAACAAGCCCAAUCACCUACAUGAAUAUGGAGGGCAAUACCAUGGGGGACAGCUCAUCCCACAACAGACUCACCCUCGCACCGUCAGGACCCGCAUCACCUGUAAACAACGCCCCGUCCCUACGCGAAGUCGCGCUCCGCGCAGUGAGCAAGCUCCCCUACCUGGAACAAACCACCGACGAAGAGCUAGCUGAGUAUCCGGCGCUGAUAGUGCCCUUAUUGCAACGAGCAAGGGAAGUACGCGCUGCAGGUGGACAGCCCUGCUCCGUAUGUCAGCGAGAAUACAUAAUUCCCCGCACAGAAUGGAUGGAGUGGUGGGAUAUCACUCCAUGUGAGAAUGGGAUGAAGAUGCCUCGCUGUCCUGGUGAGAAGCUUCGGCCUUUGCCGUUCAAACGGUUUGGUUGUAGCUUGUCGUGUGUGCCGGGGUCGUGCUAA
Penicillium vulpinum is the source of this 1551-nucleotide messenger RNA. Its product is annotated as leucine-rich repeat domain-containing protein. Gene Ontology annotation, molecular function: protein binding. The record is from RefSeq and is a predicted model, not a curated record. Lineage: Eukaryota; Fungi; Ascomycota; Eurotiomycetes; Eurotiales; Aspergillaceae. Bases 1 to 1551 code for a protein of 516 amino acids. The transcript has 2 exons.